AUGCCACAAAAGUCAGUUAAGGGUCGAGUGAUUGCUGAUGUACUAGCCAAGAAUCCAAGAAUUUCGAAUAAUGAUGACCAUUCCUUGGAUGACCGCGUCUUGUAUGUAAGUGAAGAAUCAUGGACAAUGUUUUUUGAUGGAGCCGUAAACCUAUAUGGUUCUAAUACUGGGGCAGUUUUGAUAUCCCCAGAUGGACAACACCAUCCGGUAGCUGCAAAAUUAAUGUUGCCGUGCACUAACAAUGUAGCUGAGUAUGAAGCUUGCAUCCUCGGACUUCAAGCUGCAAUCGAGAUGGGUGUGGCUAAGUUAAAAGUAUUAGGAUAUUCCGCGUUUAUCAUUUGGCAAACCGUAGGUGAAUGGAAGACUAAGGAUGCCAAAUUGCUCUCGUAUCACGAGUAUUUAAAAGAUCUGGUAAAGGAGUUCGAGGAAAUUUCGUUUGAAUACUUGCCAAGGUCUCAUAAUCAAUUUGUGGAUGCACUCGAAACUUUGUCAUCUAUGUUUCAAGUCGCCGAUGGGUUAGAAGUCGAGCCAUUGAAAAUAGAGGUUUUGUUGAAGCCGACUUAUUAUAUAAUCGUGACUGAAGAACCUAAUGGGAAACCAUGGGUUGUUGAAGCAGCCAAUAAGAACAUUAAGAAGAUCCUGGCUAAGACAGUCGAGAAUUAUCGAGAUUGGCUUAAUAGGUUACCCUUCGCACUAAUGGCGUACCGAACGUUGAUCCGCACUUCUACUAAGGUAACCCCUUUUGCUCUAGUAUACAACAUGGAGGCAAUUCUGCUCGUGGAAGUGGAAAUUCCUUCUCUGAGAGUUUUAUCCCAAAUGGAGUUGUUAGAGGCGGAGUGGUCAUAA
Molecule: messenger RNA, 846 nt
Organism: Eucalyptus grandis
Lineage: Eukaryota; Viridiplantae; Streptophyta; Magnoliopsida; Myrtales; Myrtaceae
Exons: 2
Coding region: 1-846 (281 amino acids)
Molecular function (GO): nucleic acid binding; RNA-DNA hybrid ribonuclease activity
Source: RefSeq, a predicted model, not a curated record